Macrosiphum euphorbiae (potato aphid) is the source of this 4002-nucleotide messenger RNA. Lineage: Eukaryota; Metazoa; Arthropoda; Insecta; Hemiptera; Aphididae. The record is from the annotation of a GenBank genome assembly.
AUGUAUCGGCAAAUUUUAAUCCGUCAAAAAGACCGGACUUUUCAACAUAUAUUCUGGCGCGAUUCACCCACUGACGACCUCGUCGAAUUCCAAUUGUGUACUGUAACGUACGGUCUCAACUGCGCGCCGUAUCUCGCCAUUCGCUGUCUCCACGAACUUGACCGGCAAGACGGUCAUCGUUUUCCACUUGCUAAAGACGUCCUUACUAGAGCUGCUUAUGUCGACGACAUCGUUAUCGGAGCUGACACCCAAGAGCUCUUACUACGUCGGAAGGAAGACGUUGUCGGUCUACUACGCAACGGUGCCUGUAUGUUGAGCAAGUGGACUAGCAACAGUACCACCGUUCUCGAGUCCGUUUCUCCCGAUGACCGUGUACUCUCUAUAUCGUUCGAUCCGCGCGAAGAACACGCCGUAAAGGUCCUAGGCCUGCAUUGGGACACGAAAACCGACAAGUUUGCCUAUCAUACCCGGCUUGAUCAAAUUUCUUUGACGAAACGUCAGGUGUUGUCCGUCAUUGCGCGCUUGUUCGACCCUAUUGGCGCCCUGGGCCCUAUGCUGUUGUGGGCAAAAUAUUUUAUGCAACUAUUAUGGUGCAACAAACUCGGAUGGGACGACCUGAUGUCCCCCGAACUGCAAUCUAUGUGGCAACAAUUUUGCACUGAGCUUCCGCUCGUAUUCGACCUGAACCUCCCACGUCACAUCGACGUCAUCUGUCAUCAGGACAUUCAACUAUUGGGCUUCGCGGACGCAUCGAUAAAAGGGUAUGCGGCCGUCGUGUAUCUACGUCUCGUCAACACCGCCGGUGACAUCUCCGUUAAAUUCAUCACUUGUAAAACCAAGGUCGCCCCUCUGAAGAGUGCCGCCGUCGACGAGUCGCUUUCCAUACCUCGCUUGGAAUUAUGCGGGGCCCUGCUGUUGGCCCAGACACUUCAUCACGUGCAAUCUGUGCUGUCCACCGAAGUGUCUAUAUCUCGUCUGCGUGCGUGGUCGGAUUCGUCAGUUGUUUUAUCGUGGUUGACCACAGACCAAAAACAAUUCAAAAUUUUUGUGACCAAUCGGGUCGCCAAAAUACGUCAGCUACUACCGGAUUGCGUAUGGAGCUACGUAUCAACGCUCGACAAUCCCGCGGAUCCCGCCUCUCGUGGACUCAUGCCGAAAUUAAUGUUGUCCUCGUCUAUUUAUUGGGACGGUCCGGAGUUCCUACGAAUUCCUGAAGACCAAUGGCCACCGUCUAGAUUUAUUCCGCUCGCUCCGGAGCAGCUGCCGGACACUCGGCCUAACGUCGUCGCAACGUUGGCCGUCAACGUCCAUCCGUCUUCGUUGGAUUUCAUCGGUAAAUUUUCGUCGCUCGAAAAAAUGUUACGAGUAUUGUCUUACGUUUCUCGUUUUUUAUCUCAUCGUCUACGACGGCAACCGAUCCGUGUCGGUCCUAUCACGUUUUCCGAGCGAGAAAGGUCCUUGUCGAUUGCCGUACAGCGGACACAACAGUAUUACUUUUCGGAUCUGGUUAAAACGUUAAAAAAUAAGUCUACGAUCACCCCCCCAUCUUUGGCACAAUUAGCACCGUAUAUCGACGACAACAACAUUGUACGAGUGGGAGGUCGCCUGCGUUUUUCCAACGCCAGCUACGACGCGAAGCAUCCGAUUCUGUUACCGCGAUCCUCGCACCUCACCGACCUGGUCAUUCGACACUACCACUUGUCCUUUCUGCACGGCGGAUCAAAGUUGGUACUAUCAAUGUUGAAUCAAAAAUACUGGAUACUGUCUGGUCGCGCGGCAGUUCGACGUGUCAUUUUCUCGUGCGUUCCGUGCACACGCCAUAAGGCUGUCCGCCCUCAACCAUUGAUGGCUGACUUACCAUCCUACCGAGUUCAACCUCACCGUCCGUUCUCCCACGUCGGUUGCUUAUUUAACCGUAAUGUUUGUUCUCAACGCGAAUUGUGCCAUGAUGAUCAUGCAUUUGGCAAAUGCAUUCCAAAAUAUGAUAAUGGAGCCGGAGAAUACACGUACAAAUUAAUAAUGAAUAACCUUAUGAUUCUACGGGAAGAUAUGAAAUUCCUCUACUACAAUGGUUAUAGUUGGCCGCAUCCUUUUACACAAUGCGUACUUCAACAUCGAUUGAAAUUGAUAAGAUAUAGUUUACCACCAGUUGACAAUUCGAUUUGUAAUCAAUACUUAAGAGUAAAUGACGGUAGACAAAAUGAUGGGGGAGAUUUUGCGGACUUCUACAAACAACCUGAUGUGUAUGUGGGUGCUGAAGAUAUUGGUCAAGAUCGUGAAUACUAUCCCGAUAUAGAUUAUGAAUAUCGUCGAAAUAUUAUUAACCGAAAUAGACUUCAAGGAACUCCUUUGUAUUUACCGUGGAUGCCAGGCUCUAAACAACAACAAUACGAUGAAGAUCCAAAUGCUUUAGUUUAUGGUCAACCAAGAUUCCGCCCGGAUUACAACACGCCGGAAGGAUUUAGAGCAGGCGAAGAAAUGAAGGAUAAGAUGGACGACGAGUGGAAAAAAUUGAGACAAAUGGAAAUGCUAUCAAAGGGUAUAGACAAUUCCAAUAAAGCUUAUACGGAAGGUGGUUUAGUGUUCUUACCGAAAAAGGGAGCUAAUGGCGAGGAGGAUGAAGUAAUGUUUAGUGAUUUCAUUAAUAAUUAUGAUUCAGAAUCGGGUUGGGCAGGAUUCAAAAGACCCGAACGAUUGGACGUUAAGAAACCAGGACCAUUCUUUAAAUUAAAUAAUUUCGUAAAAAAUGAGGAAGAGAGUGAACCAAAACCAUCCGAGGAUAUAACGAAAACCGUUGAUGCAACAACUUUGUUAGGAACAAACCGAAAAACGGAUUCAGAUGAUAUUAAAUCAACUAAUCCCAAGACAUCAACGAAAUUAACUCAAGAUGAUUUCAAAACCAUUUAUGUAAGCAAAAUUACACCAGAAGAAGAAAAAUAUGGACAGAAAAAAGAAAAGACUAAGGAUAAAAUGGAUGAUACGGAUAAUGAUAAUUAUGAAGUGGUCGAUACUUCUUAUGUUUGCAUCCGACUAAAAGACAAGAUAAGUACUUCAGAUAGAGGAGACAAACUACUUAAAACGCUGGCAAAUCUCAUCAACGUUGAAUUUAAAUCUAUGGUGAAUGCUCGUUUUGACGAAUCUGAGAUUACAUUCCAGAUACUCCCAAGCGCUGGAAUUAAUAUUACGGAAUUGGUGAAAAAAAUAGAAACAAUGAAGAACAAAUUCGCAAAGAAAACGGGUUAUACCAUUGACUUUGUGAGCAUUGGAGAUAAGGCCAAGACACCAUCAGUGAUGAUGAGUUCAACAUACGAAGACAGUAAAAAUUUCGAAUGGAUUUUCAUGUCCGUUGCAGCUGUGUGCGCUGUAGUAGCCUCAGCUGCGGCGUUACUAAUAAUUAGAAGACAUUCAAGAUAUAAAAACAAAUUUGAAGGGUUGAUUGGUAGUAGUGCGGAAGUCAGUAAAGAUUAUCAGGAAUUAUGCCGAGCAAGAAUGUCGAAUAAGAAAGAAGAACCGAAUGCCGCGUCCCAGAGAAUAGCAAGCUUGUCAAAAGAUCCAGACAACAGUCCUUCUUCAAGGUCAAGCACGUCUUCGUGGGGAGAGGAACCGGUCUUAUCGAACAUGGAUAUAUCUACCGGACACAUGGUUUUGGCGUAUAUGGAAGAUCAUCUGAACAACAAGAACCGAUUGGACAGCGAAUGGGCAGCGCUAUGCGCGUACGAGGCGGAACCUUGUGCGGUGAACGUCGCAAGAAAGGACCAACAAAUAACAUGGACAAAUAACGACCAAUCAUCACAGGCCAUUAUUAAGAAAACACUAAAAACAACAACCGAAAUACAACUUGCAAUGACAGGGGUGAUAUCAACGGAUAGGGGAGAAAAUACCUAUCCAGAGAUAUUACCAAAUUCACUGAAAGAGGAAAAAAUUGCGACCAACAUAAGACAGAAGAUACGAGACUGUCUGAUGGAGAGGAAAGGAGGAAAGGGCGACGAAGACAAAAAGUAA